Molecule: messenger RNA, 7379 nt
Organism: Echinops telfairi (small Madagascar hedgehog)
Lineage: Eukaryota; Metazoa; Chordata; Mammalia; Afrosoricida; Tenrecidae
Gene: ABCA7
Product: ATP binding cassette subfamily A member 7
Exons: 50
Coding region: 181-7293 (2370 amino acids)
Biological process (GO): lipid transport; transmembrane transport
Cellular component (GO): membrane; intracellular membrane-bounded organelle
Molecular function (GO): ABC-type transporter activity; ATP hydrolysis activity; lipid carrier activity
Source: RefSeq, a predicted model, not a curated record
GCUUCGGGGGCGCUGCGCCCGCUGGGGGCUCCUCUUAAAAGGGCCGCGGUCGCGGAAGGAAGGCGGCUAGAGCUAGGGGGCUGGAGUUCUGUUAACAGAGCCCCGCUAAGAACUCCCCGCGGUGGGCUGGAGGAGUGCGGCCCUCCGAUCCCGUCCGCCCUGCUCCCUGCCCAGCCCACCAUGGCCUUCGGCACGCAGCUGAUGCUGCUGCUGUGGAAGAAUUUCACGUAUCGCCGGAGACAGCCGAUCCACCUUCUCGUUGAGUUGCUGUGGCCCCUCUUCCUCUUCUUCAUCCUCGUGGCCGUCCGCCACUCCCAUCCCCCGGUGGAACGUCAUGAGUGCCACUUCCCCAACAAGCCGCUGCCCUCCGCUGGCACCCUGCCCUGGCUCCAGGGCCUCAUCUGCAGCAUGAACAACACCUGCUCUGCGCAGCCCAUGCCUGGCGAGGCACCUGGGAUCCUGAACAACUUCAACGAUUCCCUGGUCUCCCGCCUCCUGGCCGAAGCCCGGGCUGUCCUGGGAGGGCCCAAUGCCCACAGGGUGCUGGCCAUCCUGAGCAAACUGAUUCCCACCCUUCGGGCUGCAUGGACAGCUGGGCCCCAAAGAAGUGACCAGCCAGCACAGGGACCCUUAACGACGCCAGCCAAGUUGGCCACUGAGCUGCUGGGGACCAUAUUCCCAGAGGGCCCCCUGGGGUCUGCACUGGGCCAAGCACAGGAGGCCAUGGAUGGCUUUGGGGAGGCGGUCCAAGACCUGGUUCAGGAGCUCCUGGCACAGCCCAGCCUGACUGAGCUGCAGGCACUGCUUCAGAGACCCCAAGAGCCUGGGGGUCCCCUGAUGCUGGUAACAGAAGCCCUGUGUGGCACACGGGGGCCUAGUGGCCCUGGGGUGCCAUCCCUCAACUGGUACGAAGACAGCGACCUGAGAGACCUUGUGGGUCAGGAGCAAGAACCAGCCAUGGUGGACAGUGGUCUGAGCCCCGCCUGUGCUGAGCUCAUGGGGGUCCUGGACACCCACCCACUGUCCCACCUACUGUGGAGACGCCUGAAGCCGCUGGUCCUAGGGAAACUGCUGUUUACGCCCGACACACCCUUCACAAGGCAGCUCAUGGCUCAGGUGAACCGGACCUUUGAGGAGCUGGCUCUGCUGAGGGAUGUCCAAGAGGCAUGGGGGGUGCUGGGACCCCAGAUUGUCAGCUUCAUGAAUGACACUGCAAACAUGGCCGUGCUGCAGCGGCUCCUGCAGACGCAGAACAGCAGCAGGAUGCGUCGGCUGGGACCCCAGGACCAGGAGCAGGUGGAGGCCCUGCAAGCCUUCCUGGACCCCAGCCAGGGUGGCUAUAGCUGGCGGGAGGCCCACAGCGAUGUGGGGCAUCUGGUGGGCAUGCUGGGCCGCGUGAUGGAGAGCCUGUUGUCGCCCGUAGCCUUUGGCUUCGGUUGUGAGAACCUGGCGCUGCUGGAGGAGCAGGGUGAAGGUGCGCAAUGGCACAACCUGGCCUCCGGGCCGGCUGACGUCUUCAGCCUGGCCCAGGUCUCGGGCCUGCUUCUGCUCGACACCAUGCUGUACAGCUUGGCCACUUGGUACCUGGAGGCUGUGUGCCCAGGCCAGUACGGGAUCCCUGAAUCCUGGAACUUCCCAUUCCAAAAGAGCUACUGGUGUGGGUCCCCACUGGGCAAGGACCCUGCCCCGACCUCCCCCACGAAGGACCCGGAUGUGCUGCUGGAAGAGGUGCCACCCACCCUGAAGCCUGGAGUCUCCAUCUGUGGCUUGGAGAAGCGCUUUCCCGGCUGCCCGCAGCCUGCCCUGUGCGGCCUCAGCCUGGACUUCUACCAGGGACACAUCACUGCCUUCCUGGGCCACAACGGGGCCGGCAAGACCACUGCGCUGUCCAUCCUGAGUGGGCUCUUCCCGCCCAGCAGCGGCUCCGCCUUCAUCCUCGGCUACGACGUCCGCACCCAGAUGGCAGCCAUCCGGCCCCACCUGGGCAUCUGCCCCCAGUACAACGUACUCUUCGACCUGUGCGUGUGGGCGGAGGGGCAUGCGCCUGUGUGGGAGGGCGUCUGCCCUGGCCUGCCCACCAGCAUCUGGUCCGUGUCCAUACCCGGCCACAGGCUCACGGUGGACGAGCACGUCUGGUUCUACGGGCGCCUGAAGGGUCUCAGUGCAGCCGCUGUGGGCCCAGAGCAGGACCGGCUGCUGCGGGACGUGGGGCUCGUGCCCAAGCGAGGGACACAGACGCGCCACCUCUCGGGUACCUGGGGCUAUGGGGGGUUUUGGGACCCGGGCCCAGCCGCUGACCCAGUGACCGACCUGCGCUACGUGUGGGGCGGCUUCGUGUACCUGCAGGACCUGUUGGAGCACGCGGCCUUGCAGGCGCUCAGCGGCGCUGCGCCCCGCGUGGCCUUCUACCUGCAGCAAAUGCCCUACCCGUGCUUUGUGGACGACGCGUUCCUGCGCGUGCUGGGCCGGUCGCUGCCCCUCUUCCUGACGCUGGCCUGGAUCUACUCGGUGGCGCUGACGGUGAAGGCCGUGGUGCGAGAGAAGGAGACGCGGCUGCGGGACACCAUGCGGGCCAUGGGGCUGAGCCGCAGCGUGCUCUGGCUCGGCUGGCUGCUCGGCUGCCUCGCGCCCUUCCUGCUCAGCGCGGCGCUGCUCGUGGUAGUGCUCAAGCUCGGGGACAUCCUCCCCUACAGCCACCCCGCCGUCGUCUUCCUAUUCCUGGCGACCUUCGCCAUGGCCACAGUGACUCAGAGCUUCCUCCUGAGCACCUUCUUCUCCCACGCCAACCUGGCCGCCGCAUGUGGGGGCCUGGCCUACUUCACUCUCUACCUACCCUAUGUGCUGUGCGUGGCCUGGAGGGACCAGCUGUCGGCAGGCGGCCUCGUGGCCGUGAGCCUGUUGUCGCCCGUAGCCUUUGGCUUCGGUUGUGAGAACCUGGCGCUGCUGGAGGAGCAGGGUGAAGGUGCGCAAUGGCACAACCUGGCCUCCGGGCCGGCUGACGUCUUCAGCCUGGCCCAGGUCUCGGGCCUGCUUCUGCUCGACACCAUGCUGUACAGCUUGGCCACUUGGUACCUGGAGGCUGUGUGCCCAGGCCAGUACGGGAUCCCUGAAUCCUGGAACUUCCCAUUCCAAAAGAGCUACUGGUGUGGGUCCCCACUGGGCAAGGACCCUGCCCCGACCUCCCCCACGAAGGACCCGGAUGUGCUGCUGGAAGAGGUGCCACCCACCCUGAAGCCUGGAGUCUCCAUCUGUGGCUUGGAGAAGCGCUUUCCCGGCUGCCCGCAGCCUGCCCUGUGCGGCCUCAGCCUGGACUUCUACCAGGGACACAUCACUGCCUUCCUGGGCCACAACGGGGCCGGCAAGACCACUGCGCUGUCCAUCCUGAGUGGGCUCUUCCCGCCCAGCAGCGGCUCCGCCUUCAUCCUCGGCUACGACGUCCGCACCCAGAUGGCAGCCAUCCGGCCCCACCUGGGCAUCUGCCCCCAGUACAACGUACUCUUCGACCUGCUCACGGUGGACGAGCACGUCUGGUUCUACGGGCGCCUGAAGGGUCUCAGUGCAGCCGCUGUGGGCCCAGAGCAGGACCGGCUGCUGCGGGACGUGGGGCUCGUGCCCAAGCGAGGGACACAGACGCGCCACCUCUCGGGAGGGAUGCAGAGGAAGCUGUCUGUAGCCAUCGCCUUCGUGGGGGGCUCGGAUGUGGUUAUCCUGGACGAGCCCACCGCCGGCGUGGACCCUGCUUCCCGCCGCAGCAUUUGGGAACUGUUGCUCCAAUACCGCGAAGGCCGCACGAUCAUCCUCUCCACCCACCACCUGGAUGAGGCCGAGCUGCUGGGUGACCGGGUGGCCAUGGUGGCCAGCGGUCGCUUGUGCUGCUGUGGCUCCCCACUCUUCCUCCGCCGCCAGCUGGGCUCUGGCUACUACCUGACGCUGGCCAAGACCCCAGCCCUGACUGCUGGCAGGAAGGGGGCCACUGACUUGGGGCACAGCCUGGAGGCCUGCCAGGAGCAGGGCCAGCACAGAGUGGCCGAUGCCGCCUAUCUGCUGGCCCUGGUGCAGUGCCGGGUGCCGGGGGCGCGGCUGGUGGAGGAGUUGCCCCAUGAGCUGGUGCUGGCCCUGCCCUACGUGGGUGCCCUGGACGGCAGCUUCGCCCAGCUCUUCCAGGAGUUGGAUGGGCGGCUCGGGGAGCUCGGGCUCAGCGGCUACGGGAUUUCGGACACCAGCCUGGAGGAGAUCUUCCUGAAGGUGGUGGAGGACCGAGGCGUGGAUGCUGACCCAGCAGACGGUAGCCCUGGGCGGCAUCCGGCGGGCCUUGUAGCCCCCCUCAGGUCCUCGCGGGCCGUCGUGCAGCCAGAAGACACAGCCCUGGACAAACAGGAGCUGACUGGACUGGCCCUGGAAACCCAGGCCCUGCAGAACUCCAGCCUGGAGCCCACCGGCCGAGUCCAGGGCUGGCUCCUGACCUACCAGCAGCUCCGGGCCCUGCUUCUCAAGCGCUUCUUGUUGGCCCGCCGCAGCCGCCGAGGCCUGUUUGCACAGAUCAUCCUGCCCGCCCUCUUUGUGGGCCUGGCGCUGGUGUUCAGUCUCAUCGUGCCCCGCUUCCAAGACUACCCCCCGCUGCGGCUCAGUCCAGCCUUGUAUGGAACCCAGGUGUCCUUCUUCAGUGAGGACACCCCUGGGAACCCUGCACACGCCCGCCUGCUUGAGUCCCUGCUGGAAGAGGCAGGACUGGAGUGGCCCAACCCCCAGAACAUCUCCACCAGGACGCCCACCUGCAUGCCAACCCCCACCUGCCUCUUCUCCGUACCUGCGGUGCCUGCCGACGUGGCCAGGGUCUUCGCCAGCGGCAACUGGACUCCCGAGUCUCCUUCUCCCGAUUGUCAGUGCAGCCAGACUGGUGCCCGCCGCCUGCUACCCGACUGCCCGGCGGCGGCUGGGGGACUGCCCCCGCCCCAGCUGGUGACAGCCUCGGGCGAGAUGGUGCAGAACCUGACUGGCCGCAACCUGUCCGACUUCCUGGUCAAGACCUACCCGCGCCUGGUGCGCCCGGGCCUGAAGAGCAAGAAAUGGGUGAAUGAAGUCAGGUAUGGGGGCUUUUCGCUGGGGGGCCGGGACCCAGACCUGCCCUCCGGGCAGGAUGUGGACCGCUCGCUGGAGGAAGUGCGGGUGCUGCUGAACCCCCAACCUGGUGGGGCCCUGGACCGCGUCCUGAACAGCCUCACAGCCUGGGCGCUCGGCCUCCAUGUCCAGGACAGCCUCAAGGUCUGGUUCAACAACAAAGGCUGGCACGCCAUGGUGGCUUUUGUCAACCGAGCCAACAAUGCAAUUCUACGUGCCAGCCUACCCUCAGGCCCCACUCAGCAUGCCCACAGCAUCACCACGAUCAACCACCCCUUGAACCUCACCAAGGAGCAGCUGUCUGAGGCUGCCCUAAUGGCUUCCUCAGUGGACGUCCUGGUCUCCAUCUGCGUGGUGUUCGCCAUGUCCUUCGUCCCAGCCAGCUUCACCCUGGUCCUCAUCGAGGAGCGUGUCACCCGAGCCAAACACCUGCAGCUCAUGGGGGGCCUUCCCCCCACCUUUUACUGGCUUGGCAACUUUCUCUGGGACAUGUGUAGCUACUUGGUGUCAGCAUGCCUUGUGGUGCUCAUCUUCCUGGCCUUCCAGCAGAAGGCCUAUGUGGCCCCUGACAACCUGCCUGCCCUCCUGCUGCUGCUGCUACUAUAUGGCUGGUCAAUCACGCCUCUCAUGUACCCAGCCUCCUUCUUCUUCUCCGUGCCCAGCACGGCCUACGUGGUGCUCACCUGCAUCAACCUCUUUAUUGGCAUCAAUGGCAGCAUGGCCACCUUCGUGCUGGAGCUCUUCGAUGACCAGAAGCUGCAGGACGUGAGCCGGGUCCUGAAGCGAGUCUUCCUCGUCUUCCCGCACUUCUGCCUGGGCCGAGGGCUCAUCGACAUGGUGCGCAACCAGGCCAUGGCAGACGCCUUUGAGCGCCUGGGAGAAAGGCAGUUCCAGUCGCCCCUGCGCUGGGAGGUGGUCGGCAAGAACCUCCUGGCCAUGGCAAUACAAGGGCCCCUCUUCCUCACCGUCACAAUCCUGUUGCAGAACCGCCACCGUCUCCUUCCACAACCCAAGCUGCGCUCUCUGCCGCCUCUGGGGGAAGAAGACGAGGAUGUGGCGCGGGAGCGGGAGCGGGUGGAGCUCGGGGCCACGCAGGGGGAUGUGCUGGUACUGAGGGACCUGACCAAGGUGUACCGUGGUCAGAAGAUGCUGGCUGUCAACCGCCUGUGCCUGGGCAUCCCUCCAGGGGAGUGCUUUGGGUUGCUCGGGGUGAACGGAGCAGGGAAAACCACCACCUUUCGAAUGGUGACUGCAGACCUGCUGCCCAGUGGUGGUGACGCCAUCUUAGCAGGCCACAGUGUGGCCCAGGAUCCGUCCGUGGCACACCGCAGCAUGGGCUACUGCCCACAGUCUGACGCCAUCUUCGAGCUGCUGACCGGCCGGGAGCACCUGGAGCUGUUUGCGCGCCUGCGUGGCAUACCUGAAUCGGAGGUUGCCCAGAGCGCAAGCACCGGCUUGGCACGCCUGGGCCUGGGGCGCUAUGCUGACCGGCCUGCAGGCACCUACAGUGGCGGCAACAAGAGGAAGCUGGCCACAGCAGUGGCCUUGGUCGGGGACCCAGCUGUGGUCUUCCUGGACGAGCCCACCACGGGCAUGGACCCCCGGGCACGGCGUUUUCUGUGGGACAGCCUGCUGGCCGUGGUGCGGGCAGGCCACUCUGUGGUGCUCACUUCGCACAGCAUGGAGGAGUGCGAGGCGCUCUGCACGCGCCUGGCCAUCAUGACCAACGGCAGGUUCCGCUGCCUGGGCAGUGCGCAGCACCUCAAGAGCAGGUUUGGGGCCGGUCACACGCUGGUCCUGCGGGUGCCCGCAGCGCAGCCCGAGCCCGCCACUGAGUUCGUGGCGGCGGCUUUCCCGGGGGCCGAGCUGCGGGAGGCGCAUGGCGGGCUCCUGCGCUUCCAGCUGCCGCCAGAUGGGCCCUGCGCCCUGGCGCGCGUCUUCAGCGAGCUGGCGGCCCACAGCGCCCAGCACGGCAUCGAGGACUUCUCCGUGAGCCAGACCACGCUGGAGGAGGUAUUCCUGUACUUCUCCCAAGGCCAAGGGACAGAGGAGGGCCAAGCGGACGCGAAGGGGGCAGGCGUGGGCCAGGGCCAGGCGCAGGGGCCGCACGCCCCCGCCCCCGAAGGCAACAGCGGCUUCCUGUGCGACCCCGAACUGGUGGAGACUGUGCUCUGAGCCCCGCCCACUGGGUGGACUGGCUGGGGACCCAGGGCUGGGCGCUGGGCUGGGCGAGGGGCAAUAAAGAAGAGGAGGUCUUACUG